This is a messenger RNA of Peronospora farinosa, 1545 nucleotides long. Lineage: Eukaryota; Oomycota; Peronosporomycetes; Peronosporales; Peronosporaceae. The record is from the annotation of a GenBank genome assembly.
AUGGCACAACUUACAGCCGAGUUACAUGAUCGUAUGGCUACAGCACGUCGAGGCGGCGGAGAGAAUGCUCGUGCACGUCAUGAAGCACGUGGUAAAAUGGCUGUUUGGGAUCGGAUUGACUCAUUAUUGGAUCCUGGUUCCCCAUUCCUUGAGCUGUCGCCAUUGGCUGCCUAUGACAUGUACGGAGGAGAUGUACCAAGUGCUGGGAUUGUUACAGGCAUUGGCCACGUUAGUGGCAUUGAAUGCAUGAUACUGGGAAAUGAUGCAACAGUCAAAGGUGGCACUUAUUUCCCUUUGACUGUCAAGAAACAUUUACGGGCCCAGGAGAUUGCACAGGAAAACCGUCUUCCUUGUAUUUAUCUCGUGGACUCGGGUGGUGCCUUUUUGCCGCUGCAAGCUGAGAUCUUUCCAGAUCGUGACCAUUUUGGAAGAGAGUUUUAUAAUCAGGCUACUAUGUCUGCUAUGGGCAUUCCUCAGAUUGCUGUGGUCAUGGGCAGCUGUACCGCUGGAGGUGCUUAUGUACCGGCCAUGUCGGACGAGAGUGUUAUUGUAAAGGGAAAUGGCACAGUGUUUCUAGGAGGACCUCCAUUAGUAAAAGCAGCGACUGGAGAAGUAAUUACGCCAGAAGAAUUGGGCGGUGCAGAUAUUCAUUGUCGUACGUCUGGUGUGACGGAUCAUUAUGCGAACAAUGAUGCUCACGCAUUGGAUAUCACACGACGUAUUGUGAGUAACUUGAACUAUAUCAAACAACCUAAUGUUACGCAGACGAUGAGCGAGGAGCCACUUUAUUCUCCUGAAGAACUAGGAGGAGUCAUUCCGGUAGACUCUCGCAAGUCUUUUGAUGUGAGGAAGGUGAUUGCGCGUAUUGUAGACGGCAGUCGUUUUGAUGAGUUCAAGAAGGAGUAUGGACCGACGAUCGUCACGGGCUUUGCACGUCUGUAUGGAAACCCUGUCGGGAUUAUUGCCAACAAUGGCAUUCUUUUCUCCGAGUCAUCUGUCAAGGCGACGCACUUUAUCGAGCUAUGCAGCCAGCGCGGGAUCCCUCUGCUGUUUCUCCAAAAUAUCACGGGCUUUAUGGUUGGCAAGAAGGCUGAGCACGGUGGCAUCGCAAAGGACGGCGCUAAAAUGGUCAUGGCCGUUUCUAAUGCUAAGGUGCCCAAGAUCACGUGCAUCAUUGGCGGCUCUUACGGUGCAGGCAACUAUGGCAUGUGUGGUCGUGCAUUUUCGCCUCGCUUCUUGUACAUGUGGCCAAACGCUCGCAUUUCUGUCAUGGGUGGCGAGCAGGCGGCGGGUGUGCUUGCUCAAGUGCAGCGUGAUAACUACGAACGUCGCUCAGAGACUUGGUCUGCUGAGGAAGAAGCAGCGUUCAAGCAACCUAUUCUCGACAAGUACGAGGUCGAGAGUUCGGCGUAUUAUUCGACAGCUCGUCUCUGGGAUGACGGCAUCAUCGAUCCCAAGGACACUCGCAAGGUGCUGGGACUAAGUCUUAGCGCUGCACUGAAUGAGAAGCCCCAGGAAACAAAGUUUGGCGUCUUCCGAAUGUGA